Messenger RNA from Capronia coronata CBS 617.96, 4497 nucleotides. RefSeq lists its product as uncharacterized. Gene Ontology annotation, molecular function: ATP binding; ATP hydrolysis activity; ABC-type transporter activity. Bases 1 to 4497 code for a protein of 1498 amino acids. The record is from RefSeq and is a predicted model, not a curated record. Gene Ontology annotation, cellular component: membrane. Lineage: Eukaryota; Fungi; Ascomycota; Eurotiomycetes; Chaetothyriales; Herpotrichiellaceae. The transcript has a single exon. Gene Ontology annotation, biological process: transmembrane transport.
AUGGCCGACGCGGUUUCCAGACAGCUAGGUCUGGACGAACCAACCCUGCAACAUGGUUCUACCGCCGAUCAACAUGUAGCCCGGGAGAGUCAGCCCUCGGAUGCGACGAGGAGCAACAACACAACGCCAAAGAUGGAAGCCCACGAGGCUGAAAAGGACUAUGAGAGUCUUCAAACGGCGACGGAAUCGUAUGGUCUCAACCAAACGGCAUCCGGCGUUGAUGUCGAACGAGCAGAGAAAGAGUUUGCAGAACUGAACAGAGAACUGAGUUCCAUCAGUCGCCGCAUGUCCAGGACAGUCUCCAGAGCCUCGGCAGCCAGAGCAAAAGACGUCGAGAAAGCGAUCAGCACGUCGGACGACGCAUCAGAGGAAACGUUUGAUUUGGAAGCGACGUUGCAUGGCAGCAAGGAAGCGGAUGCCGCUGCAGGGAUCAAGCCCAAGUACAUCGGCGUGGUCUGGGAGAACCUCACCGUUCGUGGCAUUGGCGGCGUCAAAAACUUUGUCAAGGUGUUUCCCGAUGCCUUUGUCGACUUCUUCAAUGUGCCUGGGACGAUUAUGAGUAUCUUUAAGCUCCGCAAGAAGGGAACAGAGUUCAAUAUUCUGCAGAACUUCCGCGGCGUCGCGAAGCCCGGGGAAAUGGUCUUGGUCCUUGGUCGGCCGGGUAGUGGCUGCACAACGUUCCUCAAAGUCAUGGCUAAUCAACGCUAUGGAUACACUGGAAUCGACGGCGAGGUUCUGUACGGGCCUUUUGACGCUGCCACCUUUGCGAAACGCUACCGUGGCGAGGCCGUGUACAACCAAGAAGACGACGUUCAUCAUCCCACACUCACUGUCGGUCAGACGCUUGGGUUCGCUCUCGAUACGAAGACACCCGGCAAGCGGCCGGCCGGAAUGAGCAAGGCGGAGUUCAAAGAGCGGGUGAUUCAGCUUUUGCUAAAAAUGUUCAACAUCGAACACACCAAGAACACCAUCGUUGGCAACCCUUUCGUGCGAGGUGUGUCCGGCGGCGAGCGAAAACGGGUCUCUAUCGCCGAAAUGAUGGUGACCCGCGCGACGGUGUGCGCCUGGGACAACAGUACGCGUGGCCUGGAUGCUUCAACCGCCCUUGACUACGCCAAGUCGCUGCGUAUCAUGACCAACAUCUAUAAGACGACCACCUUCGUCUCCUUGUACCAGGCAUCCGAGAACAUUUACAAGCAGUUCGACAAAGUGUUGGUCAUCGAUCAUGGCAGGCAGGUUUUCUUCGGUCCUGCUACCGAAGCCAGAGCAUACUUCGAGGGGCUGGGUUUCUUGGAGAAGCCUCGCCAGACGACUCCGGAUUAUUUGACGGGAUGUACCGAUGAAUUUGAGCGAGAGUAUCAGCCCGGCAGAGGCCCAGAGAAUGUACCAUCGGAUCCGGACUCUUUCAUGGAGGCAUUCAACAGCUCCAUCUAUUCACAAAGCCUCGCCGAAGAGAUGGACGCAUAUAAAGAAUCGAUCCGUGAAGAAAAGCAGGUGUAUGAUGAUUUCAUUGCUGCCCAUCAGCAAGCCAAACGAAAGCACACCCCCAAAGACUCGGUCUACUCUGUGCCCUUCUAUCUGCAGGUCUGGGCAUUGAUGAAACGACAAUAUCUGAUCAAAUGGCAAGACAAGUUCUCUCUGGUCGUCUCCUGGAUCACAUCGAUUGUGAUCGGGAUUGUGAUCGGCACCGUAUGGCUGAAUCAACCCCAGACUUCAUCAGGGGCCUUCACAAGGGGUGGUGUGCUGUUCAUAUCUCUGCUUUUCAACGCCUUCCAGGCAUUCUCGGAAUUGGCAUCUACUAUGAUGGGUCGCCCUAUCGUCAAUAAACACCGAGCAUACACAUUUCAUCGGCCGGGCGCGUUAUGGCUCGCCCAGAUCUUGGUUGAUGUGGCCUUCGCUUCGAUUCAAAUCUUCGUCUUCAGCGUGAUUGUCUAUUUCAUGACAGGUCUAGUCCGAACCCCCGGGGCCUUCUUCACUUUCGUGAUCCUCAUCAUCACAGGUUAUUUGUCCAUGACAUUGUUCUUUCGAACGGUUGGCUGUCUGUGUCCAGACUUUGACUAUGCGAUCAAGUUCGCUGCUGUCAUUAUUACACUGUUCGUGAUCACGUCGGGGUAUAUCAUUCAAUAUCAGAGCCAGCAAGUAUGGUUACGAUGGGUUUUCUACAUCAACGCGCUGGGAUUGGGGUUUUCGGCCAUGAUGAUGAACGAAUUCGAGAGGUUGACCAUGCGAUGCACCGGUGAAUCUCUCGUGCCGUCCGGGCCGGGGUACACUGACAUUGAUCACCAGGUGUGCACCUUGCCGGGAUCUCAAGCAGGAUCGAACGAGGUUUCGGGAACGGCGUACGUCAAGCAGGGUUUCUCGUACGACCCGUCCGAUCUGUGGCGAAACUUUGGACUGAUUAUCGUGCUGAUUGUGUUCUUCCUCAUCACCAACAUCAUUAUGGGCGAGGUAGUCAAAUAUGGCGCUGCUGGUCGCACCGUGACUUACUUCGCCAAGGAGAAUAGAGAACGAAAGGUCCUGAACGAAAAGCUUCAAGAACGGAGGCGUAGGAGGCAGUUGAAGCAAGACGCCCAAGACAGCUCCGAGCUCAACAUUAUGUCCAAAGCUGUCUUGACCUGGGAGAAUCUCACCUACGACGUCCCGACUCCUGCUGGUCAACUGAGACUUCUGAAAGACGUCUUUGGAUUCGUCAAGCCUGGACAAUUGACUGCCUUGAUGGGCGCUAGUGGUGCAGGCAAAACCACUCUCCUUGACGUACUGGCUGCACGGAAAAACAUCGGGGUAGUUGGCGGAGAUAUCUUGAUUGAUGGCAUGAAGCCUGGCCGGGGAUUUCAGCGAGGCACUUCUUAUGCAGAGCAACUCGAUGUUCACGAGUCAAGCCAGACCGUCCGAGAGGCUCUCCGGUUCAGUGCCGACCUUCGCCAGCCUUACGAAGUUCCACAAGAGCAAAAGUAUUCUUACGUGGAGGAGAUCUUGUGUCUGCUCGAGCUCGAGAAUCUCGCGGAUGCCAUCAUCGGAACUCCCGAGACUGGUCUCUCCGUCGAAGAGAGAAAGAGAGUCACGAUCGGUGUGGAGCUGGCGGCGAAACCGGAACUCCUCCUGUUUCUCGACGAGCCCACGUCGGGUCUGGACUCGCAGUCAGCCUUCAAUAUUGUCCGCUUCCUCCGCAAACUCGCUGCGGCAGGCCAAGCGAUUCUCUGCACAAUCCAUCAACCGAACAGCGCUCUGUUCGAGAACUUCGAUCGACUCCUCCUGCUGCAAAGGGGCGGCGAGACCGUCUAUUUCGGCGAGAUCGGCAAAGACGCGGCAGUCCUGCUCAGCUACUUCCACAAGCACGGUGCCGACUGUCCCCCCGACGCCAACCCGGCCGAAUGGAUGCUUGACGCCAUCGGCGCGGGUAUCGCCCAUCGCAUCGGCGACCGCGACUGGGGCGAGAUCUGGCGCGACAGCGAAGAACUGGCGGCGGUGAAAGCAGAGAUUGUCGAGAUGAAAGCCCAGCGACAGCGCGAGGUCGUCAACGAACCCCAUCUCGACGAACGAGAAUACGCGUCGCCGCUAUGGCACCAGAUCAAGGUCGUUUCAUGGCGCACACACCUGGCCUUCUGGCGGUCCCCGAACUAUGGCUUCACGCGGCUGUUCAACCACGUCAUCAUCGCACUGCUGUCGGGUCUAGCAUUCCUCCAACUCGACGACAGCCGCUCCAGUCUCCAGUACCGAGUCUUUGUGAUCUUCCAAGUCACGGUGGUGCCGGCGCUGAUCCUGGCGCAGGUCGAACCCAUGUAUGACUUGUCGCGCUUGAUCUUCUACCGCGAGUCCGCCGCCAAAGCGUACCGCCAGUUCCCCUUCGCCUUGGCCAUGGUCUGUGCCGAAAUGCCCUACAGCAUUCUCUGCGCGGUCGGCUUCUUCAUCCCGCUGUACUACCUUCCCGGAUUCAACGGUGCCUCGUCGCGCGCCGGAUACCAGUUCUUCAUGGUCUUCAUCACCGAACUAUUCUCCGUCACCUUGGGCCAGAUGAUCGCCGCCCUGACCCCAUCUAGCUUCAUCUCCAGCCUGAUCAACCCGUUCGUGGUCAUCGUGCUGAGUCUGUUCUGCGGCGUCACCAUCCCCAGACCGCAGAUGCCCGGUUUCUGGCGCGCCUGGCUGUACCAGCUCGACCCCUUCACCCGUCUGGUGUCGGGCAUGGUCGUCACCGAACUGCACGGGUUGCCGGUGGUUUGCAAAUCCGGCGAACUCAAUUCCUUCCCGGCGCCCGCUGGCCAGGACUGCGGCGAGUAUAUGUCGGACUUCUUCCAACGUGGCGGCGCGGGCUACCUGUUCAGCAAUGCCUCGGACGUGUGCCACUACUGCGCGUACCGUGUGGGCGACCAGUUCUACGAUACGCUCCAGCUGAGUUUCGGCCAUCGAUGGCGCGAUCUGGGCAUCUUCGCCGCCUUCAUCGGGAGUAAUUUGAUUCUCUUGUUUUUGGGGUCGAGAUACCUCAACUUCAACAGACGGUGA